Molecule: messenger RNA, 936 nt
Organism: Suricata suricatta (meerkat)
Lineage: Eukaryota; Metazoa; Chordata; Mammalia; Carnivora; Herpestidae
Gene: CAPSL
Product: calcyphosine like
Exons: 6
Coding region: 234-860 (208 amino acids)
Molecular function (GO): calcium ion binding
Source: RefSeq, a predicted model, not a curated record
GGUCGCGCAGAUACGGGCAGCUUGCAAAUACUCUAUCAGCCACCUCAGAACAGUCAUGACCCAUUUUCCCUUCCACAGAAGAGGAGGAGAAACCAGAGACCCUGAGAGUUGAGCAGACAUCCCUGGGAGAAGGUUGGAGUCCGGAUUCAAACCCGGGUCUCCAGGCUCCCAGGCCGGAGUGCUUUCCACUGGAUUUGCAGGUUCUGAAAGCUCCAGGCCCACUGCAGGAGCAUAUGGCGGGGACCGCACGCCAUGACCGAGAGAUGGCGAUCCAGGCCCAGAAAAAGCUCACCACGGCCACCGAUCCCAUUGAAAGACUCCGACUUCAGUGCCUGGCCAGGGGGUCCGCAGGCAUCAAAGGACUUGGCAGAGUGUUUCGAAUUAUGGAUGACAAUAACAACCGAACCCUUGAUUUCAAAGAAUUUUUGAAAGGGCUAAAUGAUUAUGCUGUGGUCAUGGAAAAGGAAGAGGCAGAAGAGCUCUUCCGGAGGUUUGAUAAAGAUGGAAAUGGUACAAUAGACUUCAAUGAAUUCCUUCUCACAUUAAGACCUCCAAUGUCUAGAGCCAGGAAAGAGGUAAUUAUGCAAGCUUUUAGGAAGUUAGACAAGACUGGAGACGGAGUUAUAACAAUUGAAGAUCUUCGUGAGUUGUAUAAUGCAAAACACCAUCCUAAGUACCAAAAUGGAGAAUGGACUGAAGAACAAGUAUUCAGGAAAUUUCUGGAUAACUUUGAUUCACCCUAUGACAAAGAUGGAUUGGUGACCCCCGAGGAAUUUAUGAACUACUAUGCAGGGGUGAGCGCGUCUAUUGACACUGAUGUGUAUUUCAUCGUCAUGAUGAGAACCGCCUGGAAGCUCUAAAUGUAGGACCUGCGGACCAGGGCAUUGGGUUUAGCCACAUGGCUCCAAAUGAUUAAACAUCAGCUCCAAACCGGAA